Pipistrellus kuhlii (Kuhl's pipistrelle) is the source of this 1165-nucleotide messenger RNA. RefSeq names its product TLR adaptor interacting with endolysosomal SLC15A4 (gene TASL). Bases 231 to 1124 code for a protein of 297 amino acids. The record is from RefSeq and is a predicted model, not a curated record. NCBI's taxonomy places the organism in Eukaryota, Metazoa, Chordata, Mammalia, Chiroptera, Vespertilionidae. Gene Ontology annotation, biological process: regulation of toll-like receptor signaling pathway. The transcript is spliced from 2 exons.
CUGUUCUUUAGAACAAAUCAGAUGAGCAAAACCGACUCUUUUUCCAUUGGAUCAGUCAUAAAAAAAAGUGGAAAUGCAAUGAGCGGCUUAGUUUCUUGGUUUUCAUCAGCGAAAGGAAUACUCACCAAAGGCUUGCGAACAUUUCUGGAUAAAGCACUGGCUGGCUUAUUCAUCUUCGUAUGGUCAAUCGUGUUUCUGCAGCACCAAAGGAGCAGAUUGGUUAGUGAAGAAUGCUGUCGGAAGGGUACAUCAGUGGACUUGCCUACCGGAAUGACACCCCCUGGAAUUGUGCAUCUUAUAAUGAGAACGUGGCUGAGGAAGAGGUAGAAGAGACUAACUCUGCUGCUCUUUGCUAUUCCUCUGUGGAUGAAUCCCAAGUCGGAAGUCUCUACCUGAGCUGCAAAUCCUCUGGCAAGUUCAUUUCUUCAGUGCAUUCAAGAGAGAGCCAACACAGUAAAAACCAGAGAAUCGCAGUGCUACAGACAAAUCCCAACCCCUUGUUUGAAAGCCCCAACUUGGCUGCAGUUGAAAUCUGUAGACACCCCAGCAGAGAGACCUACUUGGUUCCACCUUCCUGCAAAAGUAUUUGCAAGAAUUACAAUGACUUACAUAUUGCAGGGGGCCAAGUGAUGGCCAUUAGUUCGGUGACCAGAGAUUUUCUCUGUGAGAGUAGUUUUGAAUCUGGCCCUUUGUUGAAAUCAUCUGAGAUUCCUUUGCCAAUGGAGGAUUCCAUUUCUACUCAGCCCAGUGACUUGCCCCAAAAACCUAUCCAGCGGUAUUCAUCCUACUGGAGAAUAACCAGCAUCAAGGAGAAAAACAGCCUGCAAAUGCAGAAGCCUAUUUCUAAUGCUGUGCUGAACGAGUAUCUGGAACAGAAGGUGGUGGAGUUAUAUAAACAGUACAUUAUGGACACCGUGUUUCAUGACAGUUCCCCUACCCAGAUUCUGGCAUCUGAACUCAUCAUGACAAGUGUGGACCAAAUUAGCCUCCAAGUGUCGAGAGAGAAGAAUCUGGAGACCUCAAAAGCCAGGGAUAUAGUCAUUAACCGCCUAUUGCAGUUGGUGUCCACUGAGAUCAGUACUCCUAGUCUCCAUAUUUCACAGUAUAGCAAUGUGAAUCCAUAAUGGGGAGGAUGUUUCCAUUCCCCUUUAUCAACUCUCACAGC